Messenger RNA from Juglans regia (Persian walnut), 324 nucleotides. RefSeq names its product major allergen Pru ar 1-like. Gene Ontology annotation, biological process: abscisic acid-activated signaling pathway. Lineage: Eukaryota; Viridiplantae; Streptophyta; Magnoliopsida; Fagales; Juglandaceae. Bases 1 to 324 code for a protein of 107 amino acids. The record is from RefSeq and is a predicted model, not a curated record. Gene Ontology annotation, cellular component: cytoplasm; nucleus. The transcript is spliced from 2 exons. Gene Ontology annotation, molecular function: protein phosphatase inhibitor activity; abscisic acid binding; signaling receptor activity.
AUGGUCCUUGAUUCUCACAACCUCAUCCUCCCAAAAGUCAUGCCACAAGCUGUCAAGAGCAUUGAUUUCAUUCAAGGUAAUGGAGGGCCCGAUAGCAACAGGCAGGUCAAUUUCGCUGAAGAGAGCUACUAUUACAAGUACACAGUGACCGAAGGUGAUGCUUUGGAGGAGAAGCUGGAAUUCAUUGUUCAUGAGGUCCAGCUUGAGCCAACACCAGUGGGAGGCAGUAAAAAUAAGAUGACAACAAACUACCAUACCAAGGGGGACAUUGUGAUCACGGAAGAGGAAAUCAAGGCUGGGAAGGAAAAGGUCCUGGGCAUGUAA